CGAAGGGAUUGUUCGUAUCAAAACAACCUGCUGACUGUAUCAACAAAUAUUAGUGCAAUUACUUCUUUAAGAUAUUGUUAGCUUAGAUUAUACCUUUCCUUGCUGACUAAUGGAUAAAACAAGUGAUAUACGAAAUCAGGAAUCAUGUGAUACAUUUUCAAAACCAGUUUUAUCGUCUUAGGUUUUAUCACACGCAUGCCAUGAAUGCAUUACUAUUUUUGCGAACUGAUAAGAGCAUCAAUAUAUAUCGAUGAGUAUUCAACCCACUAAUGUGAUGGCUUGUUUCACACGCCUCCCCAAUGAGAUACUUGAGAAUAUAUUCAAAUAUCUUGAUUUGAAAAACCACGUAACUUUAUCACUGGUAUGCAGCAGAUGGAAUAACAUAUUGAUGUCGGAAAGAUAUCUCAAAAAGCAUGUUGUUCUUCACAUAGAGGGUGGCCGAGUUAUGGACGCUAAACUGAUUUUCCGAAGAAAGUAUGAUGCUUUAUCUCUCAAGCUAGACAAUCAAAACGCCAACAAGAUGAUGAAGAAUCUCAAACUAGUUGAUAAUAUGUGCCCGUAUCCAUUGUACCUGCGAAUUGAAAAUUUGAGCACAGAUAAACGUUUCGGAUGGAUGUUCGAGGAAAUCUUCUUCAGUCACGAAAACUUAGAAGAAUUGCACAUUGUGGGAACAUGUAAAACAGAGAAAGGCAAACUUUGUGUUUCUUUCGGCAAUUUGAAGAAACUUAAGAUAGAGGCUUUUUAUGCUGACUGUUUCAGACUUUAUGCACCAAAACUCAAUGAGUUCCAUCUGCUAAUCUGCUCACAAAAUGAUUUGGAUUUAUUAGCUCAGUUCUGCGAACAGCUUCGCAAAUUAACAGCGGUAUUCAGUACUAGAGACUUGUACUAUUUCUACAACAUGGACUUCCCAAAAUUAACAGAGCUCACAAUCGAGAGAGUCCUCAAGGGGAUGACUAGAAGCGAACAAGAUAUUAGCAUUGCUUUCUUCGAGAAACUGAGCCAUUUGACGAAAUUACAUCUAACCGUAAAGUUUAUCGAUAGCUACGUGAUGCAGAUGAUCAGUUGUAGUAUUCCCAAUUUGAAAGAGCUGAAACUGGAAGUCAGCGAGGGCACCAUUGAGCUGUCCAAUAUAAGUAAAUUGAAGAGCCUGGAAAAGUUGAUGGUCGCAGCAGAAAAAAUAAACCUUUUGGAUGCUUAUUUUCCAAAACUAGUGCGUUUAGAGCUUGGCACCGUGAAAUAUGGUUUUGGUACGUAUGUGAACUGGUUUGAACGCCUUAUGCUGCUUGACAACAUGGGUACUCUGGCACUUAACAACGUUAAGUUUUAUCCCGAAGUGCUUCGGCUCACUCCAUCGUACAGUCUCGAGAGGCUGUAUAUUACAAAUUACAAAAGACUAGAAGAGAAUCAUCUCCUGAUACUUAUGAAACGAUUUCCAGCAAUUAGGUGGCUUAAAAUAUCACACUGUGCAGGAUUCACCAAACACGAAGUUGAGAAGCUGAAAUAUCUAAAUCCUCACAUAAGCGUAGCUUUCGAUGAUGUAUCAAUAGGACGACUGUGAUAUCACAAUAAUGAUGUAUUUAUUUAACGUAACGUA
Molecule: messenger RNA, 1594 nt
Organism: Toxorhynchites rutilus septentrionalis
Lineage: Eukaryota; Metazoa; Arthropoda; Insecta; Diptera; Culicidae
Exons: 3
Coding region: 251-1558 (435 amino acids)
Biological process (GO): SCF-dependent proteasomal ubiquitin-dependent protein catabolic process
Cellular component (GO): SCF ubiquitin ligase complex
Molecular function (GO): protein binding
Source: RefSeq, a predicted model, not a curated record